UGCGCGCGCGAACUUGUCUGGCGCAUUUGCACGUGGUCCGCUGUUGGAAGCGAUUUUGACCGUCGAAGCGGUUGGAACCUCGUGGAUUACACCGAAAGCUCUCGCAGGCACGUACCUACUGCUUCACCGGACCAGUUCUUGGCGCUGGCACCGCGAACGGAUACCCCUCGGAUUAUCAUCGGCCGUGGUUCUGUUCUCGCAGCACGUGGUGGUUUGUGUCAUUUUGGCGCCCUUCUUCGCCUCCGUUGAUGUGUGACGUGUGAUCGCGGCGGCUCUCCUGAGGAUGGUGCCCCACAGCUCGGGUAGCGUGGACGCGGAUAACACGAUGGAGCAGCAGCAGAAGAGACGCAGCGCACAGCCUUUCGGCUCGCUCAAGGUGGACGUCAAUUCGCCGACGCCGUACACGGAUGCCACCCAGUGCAAGAAGGUGACGAAUCACAUCAAGAGGCCCAUGAACGCGUUCAUGGUGUGGAGCCAGAUCGAGCGGCGCAAGAUUUGCGAGCAGCAGCCGGACAUGCACAACGCGGAAAUUAGCAAGCGGCUCGGAAUGCGUUGGAAGAUGCUGACCGAUCAGGAGCGCAAGCCGUACAUCGAAGAGGCCGAUCGGCUGCGACUGCUGCACAUGCAGGAGUAUCCGGACUACAAGUACAGGCCGCGCAAGAAGGUCAAGGCUGGCGGAGCCUCGACGACGACCGCCGCCGCCAAGCCGGCAACGGAACGCCAGGCCGCGUCUGCUCCCGCCAAACAUUCUCACCACUCUGUGGCCAAGGUGAGCACGAUCGCCGCCACCGCCCAUGUCCCGGUCAAGUCGCACCACCACCACCACCACAAGAGCUCAUCGUCGCACCAUCACCACAAGUCUUCCGGUCACCGCGAACAUCAUCAUCACCACCACCACCACCAUCACAAGUCCAAAAAGUCUUGCGUUCAGAUCGCGUCCGUGGCGCCGGUGAACGGCAACGGUCACCCCCGGCUCAAGCUGAAGCUCACUAUCGACGACAAGUUCAAGAAGAGCAUCAGCCGCAGCAAACACGUACCCGUAGCUACGGGCCAGCUGACGCCGCCGGCAAAGGUGCCGUGUUCGCCAUCGGCCGAGGAACCGGCCUCGCCCGAGAGCACCAAUGUGUCGCUGUACGAAGACAUGGUCGUGGACGUCAAGCCCUCGAUCGCCGAUCUGAUGGCCGCUAGCUCGGCCGUCUCGCCCUCGAGCACUUGCUCGUCUUCGACUGUUUCGUCCUCGUCUUCAUCCUCGUCCUCCUCCUCAUCGUCGGCGUCGUCCGUCCAGUCCAACCAGCUGAAUCAGCGAUUCUCGGACACCUCGGCGCUCGCCGAUCUGGACCACAUCACGGAGGUGUUCGACCUGGCCUCCAACUGGGGCGCGAACGAACUGAACGCGUUCGUGAUGAACACCUCUCUCGGCGACAUGGACGUAAUGGAUAGUGCAAGUUCGAGUUCGGCCACUCACUUCCAGUUUCCCGACCUGACGCCCGAAGUGUCAGACAUACUCGGCGUUGGGUGGCUUGAGAACAGUCUCUCCUGCAACGAGCGGCGCAAGAUUUGCGAGCAGCAGCCGGACAUGCACAACGCGGAAAUUAGCAAGCGGCUCGGAAUGCGUUGGAAGAUGCUGACCGAUCAGGAGCGCAAGCCGUACAUCGAAGAGGCCGAUCGGCUGCGACUGCUGCACAUGCAGGAGUAUCCGGACUACAAGUACAGGCCGCGCAAGAAGGUCAAGGCUGGCGGAGCCUCGACGACGACCGCCGCCAAGCCGGCAACGGAACGCCAGGCCGCGUCUGCUCCCGCCAAACAUUCUCACCACUCUGUGGCCAAGGUGAGCACGAUCGCCGCCGCCGCCCAUGUCCCGGUCAAGUCGCACCACCACCACCACCACAAGAGCUCAUCGUCGCACCAUCACCAUCACCACAAGUCUUCCGGUCACCGCGAACAUCAUCAUCACCACCACCACCACCAUCACAAGUCCAAAAGUCUUGCGCAGAUCGCGUCCGUGGCGCCGGUGAACGGCAACGGUCACCCCCGGCUCAAGCUGAAGCUCACUAUCGACGACAAGUUCAAGAAGAGCAUCAGCCGCAGCAAACACGUACCCGUAGCUACGGGCCAGCUGACGCCGCCGGCAAAGGUGCCGUGUUCGCCAUCGGCCGAGGAACCGGCCUCGCCCGAGAGCACCAAUGUGUCGCUGUACGAAGACAUGGUCGUGGACGUCAAGCCCUCGAUCGCCGAUCUGAUGGCCGCUAGCUCGGCCGUCUCGCCCUCGAGCACUUGCUCGUCUUCGACUGUUUCGUCCUCGUCUUCAUCCUCGUCCUCCUCCUCAUCGUCGGCGUCGUCCGUCCAGUCGAACCAGCUGAAUCAGCGGUUCUCGGACACCUCGGCGCUCGCCGAUCUGGACCACAUCACGGAGGUGUUCGACCUGGCCUCCAACUGGGGCGCGAACGAACUGAACGCGUUCGUGAUGAACACCUCUCUCGGCGACAUGGACGAGGAUAGUGCAAGUUCGAGUUCGGCCACUCACUUCCAAUUUCCCGACCUGACGCCCGAAGUGUCAGACAUACUCGGCGUUGGGUGGCUUGAGAACAGUCUCUCCUGCUGAAAGCGACGGCAACCAUCUCGAAUACCCCGUAUGUUUGUCAACUUCUCACUAACUCAUCUUCUAGCCUUCAUUUUUUUUUUCUCGCUAAUUGUUUUGCUGCCCGCCAGCUUUGAGGUUCUAUGUUUAAAUUGCCCUUCCCAACCAGUUCUUUUUCUUCUCCUUCGCAGCGUCUAUGAAUUAGUGAUGUCCUGAAUCCCGUAUCUGAGAAAAAAUCUACCGUUCAUGUUCUCACGGACAGCUUUCCGAUCUCUCGCCUACAAUCACUUUCCCUAAAACUUGUGUCUUAACGCGUCCUGUUCUUAUUGAGUAUUCACUGAGGCAGUGAAACUGCUUGCACGUGGGGAGGCUUGUCCUGCUAGCUCGCGCAGUUAUCUAUACGAGCUCUUGAGGAAAAAAAAAAAAAACGACAAAGCUGCUGUCGAAACACGCUUGCAGAGCACGUGUUCCCCGCGGUCUUUUUUUUUUUUUCUCUUUUCCGCCCCUCUGUGUCGUUUUAAUUCCGUGUUGCCGGUAUGUCGUCAUUCGCUUUUCCUUUCUGUUCGUUUCUUUUUUUUUCCACGCUCCUUUUUCCUAGUGUCCGCUGUUUCCUCGACGGGCUCAUACGUUUCCGGCAACCCUUCUUUCUGUACUUUUUCUUUCUACGUCUCUCCGUUGGCCUCACUCCCGUUUUGUCGCUGGCGACCUCGGAAGGAGUUUAAAACAAUAAAAAGAGAGAGAAAAAAAAAACAAGACUUCUGCGGCCGUCUUACCCCUUUUACCUCGUAGCGUUUCACUUGAGCUAGAGUAAGGAAAAAAAAAAUGAUCUCACUUCCACCAACUCUACCAAACAACCUGUUUGUCCCACUUCCCUUUUUCUUUCCUUUUUUUUUUUGUUACGCAGCGUACUUGUAAAAGCUAGAACGCAGCAGGCGUUUGGGUUCGGUCCUUUCGGAAAAAAAGAUCCCGCAGCUGUGGUGCUUGUCUUGGCUUGGGCUCGUGACGGAUUUGCCACCUGCGAAUGUGUCUGCAUGCCUCUCUUCUACGCCAAGCUUUCAAACAAACGAACGAGAAACGUCAAGGCGUAAAUGGUAACGACAACCUUUCGCCUUGGUUCAAUUUCUUCUUUAACCAUCUGCGUCGCACUCGCUGUAACAAUCUUGCAGCGUUUAAUAAACCUCUGAGGCAUGUUUCAUAAGCCGCGCUAGCCUCCUCCCCUUACUCUUUUUUUUUCGCCCCUACUGUAUCGCAGAUUACAAGCGAGAGUUUGCCAAUAUGUGCGGCGUUGUAUUAUUCAGAGGCGUUAGUUGACUGAUGUCCACUGAGGUGCACAAGACUAUCUUCUACACGAAGUGCUGGUCAUUUGCCAAGUUCCUUUUCGGAGUUUUUGUACUGCAGCGUGCAUUUCAGACUCUCGGAAGUUCGCUAUAGAAAAGUGGUUACAGCUUCAGGGGCUAACCUCAUCUGUGUAGAUACGUCCAAGUUGCCCCGGAGAUAGUUUGUGCUGGAACUGGCGUUGCAAAGAAAAUUGCGAUGUAUUCGUUCAUUUCGUCGCCUACGCUCCGUUUUUCUGAGUCAGCAGCGUAUGUCGGAGAAGGGCGAAUACGCAGCGGAGAUGUUGUUUCACAGUCAUUUUUUUUUUCUUUUUUUUUGUCGAUGUUUUGACUCGCCUAAGUUUCUCCAGAACUCCAUCGUCCCGACCAGUUAGCUGGACCAAUAAAAAAACGUCUCACUGCGUCGUUUCAGACGUUACAAGCUAUAAUAAAUGUCCGUUCGUACGUGACGUAGUGUACUUCUUCCGAGAGGUAGUUUUAAGUGUCCUUGGCUGUAUAAAAAAAAAAAACAAAGCUUAAGCAUUCCGAAAGCAACUACAAUCUAUCUUUUAACAGCUUUUGUUCGUUCUACUGCCAGGGUUUGCGUAAGUCUUUUGGUUCGUUUUAAGUGGCUUAUAUUUUAUCUUGUGUGCGUGUUGUAUCACGUGACACAGUCCCGUCCUCAUCACACCAAUUGCACCCAUCAGUCGUCGUGGUGUAUGUUGGGAUAUCUCAUUGGAGCGUGGAUGCAUAGCUUUUUUUUAUUGGCUGGGCUACUGUACUUUGCGUUAUUUUGUUCGUACCGGCUGGACUAUUAUUUUUUUUUUCAUGUAUCGCACGUUUGAAUAGUGUUGGGGUGCGAGUACUUAUAUUGAUGGGCAUUAGUAUUUUUCCAACUUAAUCAGCGUUCAUUUCUUUUGUUCAAUUAAUAGCGGUAGCGAUGUAUAUUUUUUUUUUCUUUUGCUUCGCUGUGUUACGUGAUUCCUAUGACGUGAAUGGUAUAGAGCAACUAUUUCGAGCAAGCUGAUGUUUGUAUUAGAUGGAAAGUUCUUUGUAAUCGUUGUAUCGAGUGUAAACGUUGUUUUAACUCAUGACUUGUUUGCAGCAUUUACGAAAGAAUCUUAUCUUGUUUACUCAAACAAAAAAUUAAUUUGUAUGAAUAGAAAAGCAAAAAAAAAAAAAUGUUUUUCGCAUUGAUACGUCGGGAGAACUGUAAACACUACCGACGUUUCUUUGCACUUUCGUCUUAAAAGUAUGAAAUUGAAAGUUUAUUGUAAAUUUGUGGUCGUGUCAUUGCAACGAUGCUGUCAACGUGUCGUUUUAAAUGGUGUCCGCGUCUAUACUAAAGUCACGUUCGUUUAAAAAAUUCUUCUACAAACUAUUAGUAAAGAACAAGCUCUGUAUCUCGUUAGAUGUUCAUUUAGUGUGUUAACAAGUUACAGCGUUUUUGUUUCUGAUGUUUUAUUCGUUAUAUUUAAACUUCGUUUCCUCUGACGUCAAUUUGUUCUUUAUAGAUAUGGCAGAGUACUUGUCAAGUCCGUUGUCGAACAAUGAUAAAACGCUAUAAAAAUAGAUAAGAGAAAAACUGUCUUAUUUUGUUCCUGAUUUUUUUUUUUUCCUGUCGCAGUUGUGAUUUUGUUUCUCCGUGUUCGAGUCAGUGUUGGUUUCCAUGCGCUAUGCGUAUGUGUUGUUGGAAUAUUUUUUUUUCUUUUCCAUUUUGUGCAAAGCAGCUUAUGAAGUGUAUGUUCGGGCAAACCUAGCUUCACACAUUUUUUUUUUUUCGUGUAUUGUCGUCUGUAGUUUUGCGCUGUGCCGCUUUUUUUUUUGCUUGUUUUGCCUUUGUCCUUCAAGAAGCUGUUGUGAAAGUGUAUGCGUGUGUUUGUUCAACGUGUUUGUGCAAGUCCACAGAACAUUUUUUUUCUUCUAGAAGUUGGUCGCCAGGGCAAAAGUGUUGACCCUGCGUUUUCAGACCUUCCGAAACGCGUGUGUAAAUAUAUACAUAAUAAUUAUAAAUAUAUAUUAUAAAUAUAUCUUCGCAGCGCAUAGAUGAUAUAUGAAAGUAUAUUUGUACAUUUUAAUAAGAGAAGAAAAAAUGUCAAAAAAAUACAUGCAAAGGUAUCACGAUGCAAGUUUGUACCAUAGUGAAAAAAAAAAAGAUUUUUUCGUUUUACGAAAGCAUCGAAUAAAUGCAUUGUGCCAUCAAGAA
Messenger RNA from Rhipicephalus microplus (southern cattle tick), 6097 nucleotides. RefSeq lists its product as uncharacterized. Gene Ontology annotation, molecular function: DNA-binding transcription activator activity, RNA polymerase II-specific; RNA polymerase II cis-regulatory region sequence-specific DNA binding. Gene Ontology annotation, biological process: negative regulation of transcription by RNA polymerase II; brain development; neuron differentiation. The record is from RefSeq and is a predicted model, not a curated record. Lineage: Eukaryota; Metazoa; Arthropoda; Arachnida; Ixodida; Ixodidae. Gene Ontology annotation, cellular component: nucleus.